AUGGACGCCCUGAUCAACGUCCACAACACCACCGCCCAGGAAGCCGGCCGACCUGCCCUCCCCACCGACCCAGGCUCCAUCUUCGUGCUCGUCACGACCCUCCUCGUCUUCUUUGGGCCCCUCUUUGUGCUCUUCCCACCUUUCCCGCCGUCCAAGAGCGAUGCCCUGACCGAGACGCACAACAAGCUCGGCCCCGAGCCCGCCAGAUCCAACCUAACCAGGGAAAACAACAAGAAGAACAAGAAUGCCAAGGAGGGCGGUCAAGGCAGCAGCAGCAUCAGCUCCCUCUUCGUCUACCCCGUCGAGCCCUGCCGCGGCGUCGAGCUCGCCCGCGCAAAGCUCACCCCCGCAGGUCUCGAGUUCGACCACCUGUUCCACCUCGCCCAGCUCCGCAGCCCCUUUCCCGUGUCCACCACCUCUGCCUCUGCCGCCGCCGAUGACGCUGAGACUGACGCCGACGCCUCCUCUCCUGCGCGCCGCCACACCUGGGAGGCCAUCACCCCCCGCCAGUUCCCCCUCCUCGCCACCGUCGAGGUCGAGCUGUGGCGCCCGGACCUGGCCAAGAUCAAGGGCUUCCGCGACGUCACCGCCGGCUCCUCCAACGAGGUCUUCCUCAUCCUGCGGUUCCCCUGGCGCGCCGAGGGCGUGUGGAGAGGGUUAUGGGACGUGUUCGCCGCCAAGUGCAGCCGCGGGUGGCGGGCGCAGCCUGUCGUGGAGGUGAUGCUGCCCGUGGCGUGUCCGCGCCCCGGCGAGAUUGCGGAGAAGGGGUAUGCCUUUGAGGAGAAAUCGAAGGUCGUGGCCUUGAAUAUGGGCUGUGAGUUGCCUGAGGAGCUGAGGUUGUACUUGGGCGUGAGCAACAAGCUGGCGCUUUUCAGAGUCGACCCGGUUGGCUUGAGGGAGGUAUAUGACACUUCUGUGCCGCGUGGUGAGGAUAGUGGACGAGCCCAGCCUGUUUUGGGCUUUCAGGAUCCGUAUCCGGUUCAUGUCACAAGUCUGGCCAGCUUGCGGGAUCUGGAGUCUAAGCAGACCAAGAAGGAGAGCAAGGCAGGAUUGAGCCUCACAGAGCAAUCCCGAGCCAACAUAUUCGUGUCUGGACUGUCCCCUUGCGAUGAGCACGGCUGGAAGAAGAUCAAGGCGAAGCCAGAGGGCUCACAAGAGCUGCAUGAGGUAGCAUUCCAAGUCUCGAGUCGAACUCACAGAUCUGAGCCCGACAGCAACUCGGGCGCGCCCACGACGGAUAAUCUUGGAGUGCAGAUGCUCCCCCUCUUUGAGAACGUAGACUCGCAUGAGAACUUCAUCGAGGUGAGCAUGUCGAUAGAGGUGUUGGAUCAGGACGAGCAUGUGUACAAGAGACAAUAG
This is a messenger RNA of Cryphonectria parasitica EP155, 1359 nucleotides long. RefSeq lists its product as uncharacterized. The record is from RefSeq and is a predicted model, not a curated record. Bases 1 to 1359 code for a protein of 452 amino acids. NCBI's taxonomy places the organism in Eukaryota, Fungi, Ascomycota, Sordariomycetes, Diaporthales, Cryphonectriaceae. The transcript has 5 exons.